ACACUAUGGUUGAACUGCUCCACAGUCUUGGUUCGUCCUCCGUGCCGCGUUUAUAUAGUAGUUAAAUGUUGUUAAUAUUUCUUUACAAAUAUACACGUGUACAUAUAUAUGCACAUAACAAAUAAUUAUUCGAAAUAUAAAUAAAAUAAAAUAUUUUCUAAGUGAUAGUUAUAAUUCAUUAUAUUUAUUUAUUUAAAUCGUGAAUUAUCUUAUUCUAUAAUUGGUGAUAAAAUCUUGAUCGAUAAGAUUGUUGUCAUUUCAAUUGAAGAUUACGAAAUUGAAUUAAAAAGAAAACAAAAUAAAUUUACAAAUAAGAAAAAGAGGUUUACGUGAUGAAGGAAAAGAUUAAAAGAAAGAAGAAACUUAAGAAAGUAAAAAAAAUGAAUUAGAACUUGGAAAGUUUUCGAAUACCGGUACAAGUGAUCGACGGAAAACGAUCGAUGGAAACGAGCGCAGAAAGCGCCUUUCACAAAUUUUAUUAUACACGAAAUUUCAAAUUAUCGUGGAUAAAGAAAAAAAAAGAAGAAGAAGAGGAAGAGGAAGAAGAAGAAGAAGAAGAAGAAGAGGAAGAGGAAGAAGAAGGGAACCAAAUUCAAAAUUUGUUAAUUAACAUGAAUCUUCGAACCCCAUCAUUUACGAUGUUUUAUCGUUAAGUUGAAAUUAUGGGAAAAAUAAUAGCAAAGUACAAGAAGAGUUUGAACAAAAAGAAAGAAAAAACUAUAAUUAUUUAUUAUAGUCUCGUCUUAAUAUAAAAAAAAUAUUCCAAACUUUGUUGCCCCAUUUCAAGAUGGCGACAAAAAGGAACAGUGAUUCAAAUUUAAAUGCAGUUUAUACCCGAAUGAUUUAGUUCAAUGAACAAAUCCUGAACUAUAGGAUAAAGUAAAAUUAAAUCGAAGGAAUAGAUAAAAAAAUAUUAUUAAUAUAUUUUUAUAUAUAUAUAUAUAUAUAUAUGAUAUAGUUUGGAAUUUGAUAAGAAUUCGAAUUAACGACAGCUAAUAAGAAGAUAACUAACAGAGAGAUUUAUUUUUCAAAUCUUGAUCGGUUAUCAUCGUAAGAUGACAGAAAGUUUUAUUAGAUUUAGAUUGAUAUAUUUGAUAAAUAUUUAUUAUUAACGAUGGAUACCAACGACAACGGCGUUUGGAUUUUUGGAUAUGGUUCUCUUUGCUGGAAUCCUGGUUUUGAAUAUUGUAAAAGUACAACUGGUUUUGUCAAAGGAUAUACCAGAAGAUUUUGGCAAGGAAAUACUACGCAUCGUGGUACAACAGAAAAGCCUGGUCGAGUUGCUACUUUGGUAGAACAAAAAGAGGGUAUUGUUUAUGGUAGAGUUUUUCAAGUAUCAGACAGUACUGCAUUACCGUAUUUACAAAAAAGAGAAUGUUCUUUGGGCGGAUAUUUGACUAUUAUUUCGACGUUUCACACUCGUGAUGAUAGCAAAACCUUUCCGGCAAUUAUUUAUAUAGCCACUAAAGAGAAUCAACAUUGGCUUGGGGAAGCACCGCUACGCACUAUAGCGAAACAGAUUACAGAGUGUUCAGGACCAAGUGGACAUAACGUUGAAUAUCUCUUACGAUUGGCCGAUUUUAUGCAUAGUUAUAUUCCUGAAGCCCAAGACGAACAUCUUUUUACAUUAGAAUUGUUCGUAAGAUCGAUUAUAAAGGAUCAAAAUAUGUGUUUAAAUACUCUUAUGGGAAAUAGAGAAUUUGUAAUCGACCUUGAAAAUACCGAACAAGGUCAGUUGGAGGCUGAUCGUGAUAAUGCGAAUGUUCAUAAUGGUGUCAAUCGUGCUACGGAAAACUCUUUCCAAUAUGCAUCUAGAAUUCCUCAGACAUUGCGUUGUCUUAAAAUGUAAUAGCCAAUUAUGUUAGAGAAUUAUUUUAUUUUACGAUUUAAUAUUAAUCAAAUCAUUUCAAAUCUAAAACAUCUCUUUCUUUCUUUUGCUAUGCUAAGAUAACGAGAAAGUAAGAAAAAUAGUUAGAUUUGAUAAUAGUUAUUUCUAUACUUUCAAUGAACAAUUAUAUUUAUUUCUUUGAACAAGAUGUAACAAAAGUACACCGUAAAAAUCAUUUUUUUUCGUAAUUUCGUUACACUUUGUAUACAAAAAGUGACUGUUCUUUUUAUUUAAACAAGCGCUGGACACUUUUGUUUUAUAAAUUUGUACAUAAAUAUUAUUUAGUUAUUAAA
Polistes canadensis is the source of this 2181-nucleotide messenger RNA. Its product is annotated as putative glutathione-specific gamma-glutamylcyclotransferase 2. Gene Ontology annotation, molecular function: glutathione specific gamma-glutamylcyclotransferase activity; gamma-glutamylcyclotransferase activity. Lineage: Eukaryota; Metazoa; Arthropoda; Insecta; Hymenoptera; Vespidae. The transcript is spliced from 6 exons. Gene Ontology annotation, cellular component: cytoplasm. Gene Ontology annotation, biological process: glutathione catabolic process. The record is from RefSeq and is a predicted model, not a curated record. The coding region runs from base 1115 to 1849 and encodes 244 amino acids.